AUUAAUAGCGAGUGAACAGCUGUGAAAUAGUGUAAUUUUAAAACCUUCAGGACAUUAUUGGACUCGUCCUUUCUGUAAAAUAUACAAUAAAAUUGAUGAAUAAUAUUCGUCACAUUUAAUGUAUUGUAACUUUCACCUGAUUUCGUAAUAAAAAUUAAUAAUGGAACUAUAUUUGGAGGAGCACGGCUCCAUUGCCAGUACCUUUUCACGAUCAGUGUGAUUUUGAAGCGUUUGGCUGGAGGGUGAGCAAUGAUAAGCGAGCUAAUGGUACAGUUUUGCAUUACAUUUGACAACUUUAAUGUGGAAAAAUCUCCUUUGAUAUUUCGGAACAUGCAUGGAGGAAUAGUUUGAUUGUGGCAUGAUUGACUCCAUGCAGAGCGUCUAUGGCCGAGCAACCUAACUGUGUGUCAGGGGGGUCUGAAUCGCUUCUCGAUACAGCAGGGGCUGCCGUCACACAGAAUACAGGAAGAUUCAAAACUGGACUGAGUGGAUCAAGGAAGCGUGGAAAUCCAUCCAGCCAUCAAACACCUAGCAGGAAACGAACCCGGAAAGACAGUCUGACAGGUGCUCUCACAAAAGCAGAUAUUCUUGAAGAAAGCAGUGCAUCACUGUCAUAUCUACACACAACUCAAAGGUUCCACAAGGAUUCUGUUGCCACAGAGUCUGUCAAUUGUAGCACACUGAACAGAAUCAGUAGUCCAGCAGUUGGUCUGUCAGGUGGCCCAGAUAAGAAGUCAUCUGUGCUGGGCGCAGUACACAACAGCAAUUACUGUAGAGCAAUUAGUGGUACAAAAGGCAGAGGUUCAAGAGGAAGAGGACACGGCAACAAAGCUCAAAAGAACAACUGCAAUUUUGAUAUCACCGUACCACCUGUUCAUCCACUAGGAACAGUGCGUGGAAGACUUGGUGGACAUUCUCUGGGCAUCAGCUCAGUGCAGUCUGAGAGCAUUGCAGUGUCAACGCGAUCUCGUGCUGCUGCAGCAGGAAGGAACCCAGAUCAAAGCAGCUCUGCUGAACAGCCCAGGGGCUUCAGCAAGAUUGACCACAGAGCAGCAACAACUGCGGCUAGAGGUGGGCGAGGGAGCAGAGGAGGCGGAAUCAGCAGUAGUAACUCGUCCAGAAGUUCAUCUCGAGGCGUCCAACCGAAAACUGCAAGUGUAAUUUCAUCUGGACCAACGAGAGGGAAGGCUGUUAACAACCGGAGGAGCUCUCGUUCCAGCUCUGUGGCAUCUGCCUCUGGAACAGGAGAAGACUUACUUCCUGCUUUGCAGUCAGUGUUGACAGCAAAGACUACAAGAAAACCAUCAUCUACAUCCACCUACCCUUACAGCAGAACUUCUAGUGCCACAACAAGCCAGGAGUCAGGAACCCGGUCACAGAAUAGCCAAACUAAAGCAAGUGAAACAUUCAAUAAUCGCAAAGUAACUACCUCAGAAAGCAAGUCGAACACUGGGGCAACUAAGAAACACCACACAGUAGCACAUCAACAAGAAGUCAGGGUUUCAAGCUCUGGCAGGAGACAGCGCAACAGGAACAAUAACAAUAACAACGUAACCAUCACAGGAGCUUCUCUUGGGGUAGGGGCAAGUGCAACUUGGGAAGUUAACAGUGACAAAAACACUCCAUUGGAUACUGUUAGUUGCAAGAGUUAUUCAACUUCAGCAUCAUCUUACACUCGUCCAGGGAGCAGCCAGUCAGGCAAGAGCAUUGGCAGGGGUAGAAAAAGAGAUUUGACAGCACAUUCAGUAUCAAACAACAAGAUCAUCACAGAAACAGGUGUACCAGUAGCCCAAGUGAAGAAAUAUCCGCUUCGUAGUCAGGUACGACUUGGCAUUUCAGAGACAGCUGCCACCACCAACAGUGUGAGCAUAGCAACUACCACCCAAACACAGAGACGCGGCGGCAUCACCGUGGUACCCAAGAAGAAGGCCAAGGUUGCUGACUCCACCAGGAAUCUGGGUGGUACCCAAUCAACUGUCAGUAACAGUGGUACUGCCACUCACAACAGAGAGGUUCCAGGAACAGGUGGCGGAGGAGGAACCAACGGUACUCAGGCAGAGGGAAGAGGGCACCUGUUACGGCGCAGCACUCGGAGCAAGACCACCACGGGGUCCUGUGCCAGCAGCAGUCGCCGCUCGUCCCAGGCUGGAAAGGUUCCCCUGCCAGGGGCCACCUCUACGGCCGUUCCUUCGAGCGGAGGAGCAGGAGGAAUGUCUUCAAGUAGUGGUCAGGGGCAGGAUGCCUCAAGCAGUGGUGCACUGACACCGGCCGGAGCAGCCUCUGCCAAUGGAGUUCCAGUCCCUGCAAGUACAGUGGGUGCAGCUGGAGAUGAACGUGCAGUCCAUCAUGCAACGGUACCAUCAGCUGGAUCUGCAUCUGGUCCAUCAGGGGUGACCAGCUCUGCGGCAGACAGUGAGAGUGAUGACAGUGAAGUUGGCCGACUGCAAGCCCUGCUGGAGGCCAGAGGUUUACCCCCACAUCUGUUUGGAGCCUUGGGUCCAAGAAUGCAAACCUUGUUGCAUCGUAGCAUGGGUGCCAGUUCAUCUUCGAAAGCACAGCAGCUUCUACAGGGCCUGCAAGCCACAGGGGAUGAGGGGCAGCAGUUACAGGCUGUGAUUGAAAUGUGCCAGAUGUUGGUGAUGGGAAAUGAGGACACACUGGCCGGGUUCCCAGUCAAGCAAGUGGUUCCAGCUCUUAUCUCCUUGCUGGGCAUGGAGCACAACUUUGACAUGAUGAACCAUGCGUGUCGAGCUCUAACAUACAUGAUGGAGGCCCUUCCUCGAUCUUCGGCUGUGGUGGUGGAUGCUGUGCCUGUGUUCCUAGAGAAGCUGCAAGUAAUUCAGUGCAUGGACGUGGCAGAGCAGAGUCUGACAGCACUUGAGAUGCUGUCUCGCAGACACAGCAAGUCUAUUCUUCAGGCACGUGGAGUUGCAGCCUGCCUUAUGUACCUGGACUUCUUCAGUAUCAAUGCUCAGCGUGCAGCAUUGGCCAUCACAUCCAAUUGCUGCCAGAAUCUUCAUGCAGAUGAAUUCCACUUUGUGGCUGAUUCACUGUCUCUUCUGGCAAACCGGCUUACACAGCAGGAUAAGAAGAGCGUUGAGAGCGUGUGUCUUGCCUUCAGUCGACUUGUAGACAGUUUUCAGAAUGACCCCAGCAAACUCCAAGAAAUUGCCAGCCCUGGACUCUUAACUAAUCUGCAGCAACUGCUGGUUGUGUCUCCACCAGUAAUCAGCACAGGAACAUUCAUCACUGUUCUGCGAAUGUUAUCUGUGAUGUGUGCCAGUUGUCCUGAUCUGGCCUUGAUGCUGCUCCGACAGAACAUUGCUGAAACUCUGUGUUACCUUCUCACUGGCUCUGGAGAUGCCAAUGUGGAUGAGGUAGAACUGGUGUCACGCAGUCCCCAGGAGCUGUAUGAAAUAACGUGCCUGAUUGGUGAGCUGAUGCCUCGCCUUCCAUCAGAUGGUAUCUUUACAGUAGAUGCCCUUUUGGAGCGCCCAAACAGCAGUAUCCAAGACACAGUGCAGUGGCAGUGGAGAGAUGACCGUGGGCUGUGGCACCCAUACAGCAGCAUUGAUUCUCGCAUUAUUGAGGCUUCCCAUCAGUCCGGGGAGGAUGAGAUCAGUCUCUCUACGCAAGGCCGGACCUACACUGUAGACUUCCAUUCUAUGCAGCAAAUCAAUGAGGAUACUGGCACUACAAGACCUGUGCAGCGACGCCUCAACCCCAGUUCCCUCUCUAGCAACAUGGUGGAUAUGUCUGCCACUGUCAAUAGUACCAGCGUUAGUGACAAUGGCCUGCUGUCAACAGGUUCCACGUUCAGUGUGGGGGUAACAGUGGCAACAACCAGCACACGGUCCUCAGUUCUGAUGCCUGCUGGGUCUCUGAGUUCAAAUUCAGAAAGCAACCUAAGCUGUAGUAGUAAUGGCAGUGGUCGAGCUGCUGGCAAUGGCGCCCGAGAUGCCCGAGUGACUUGUCUGCGAGAGGAAAGAGGUCUAGCUGCCUCGUUUAUUCGGUCACUGUUCAGUGUGCUCUAUGAAGUGUACAGUUCAUCAGCCGGACCAGCUGUGCGCUGCAAAUGCCUGCGUGCCCUCUUGCGGAUGGUAUAUUAUGCUUCAGCAGAUCUGCUCAAGGAGGUACUGAAGAAUCAGGUGGUAUCCAGUCACAUUGCAGGAAUGAUGGCAUCUCAGGACCUUCGCAUUGUUGUUGGUGCUCUACAGAUGGCAGAAAUUCUUAUGCAGAAGCUGCCGGAAGUGUUUGGAGUACACUUUCGUAGAGAAGGGGUAAUGCACCAAAUCAAGAAGUUGGCUGACCCAGAUGUUCCUUUGGGCAUAUCUCCACCAAAGAGCAGCGAUUCCAGCGUAUCGAUGAAGCAGCAGGAGGUGAACUGUUCGCAGCCACAACCAGGCCCAUCAUCAGCCUUCAGCCUCUCUGUAGUGAACUCUGGUGGUGUAACUGCUGGAUCGUCUUCAUCUGUGAGCAGCGCUGGCCAAGUGGGAGUUGUGUCACGUAACACCAGUCCAAAUGGCAGCAUCAUGUUAGCAUCAAAUCUUGGGAGUAGUAGUGGACUGGUGUUCACAAGUAUGCCAACUCCAAGCCUUGCUCCUGCCAGCCCUGAACCCAGGCGAUUCACCCAGCAGCCAGACAUGGGAAUUGUAGAAGACACCCGGUCACCUAGCCCAUCGCAACUACGUUUAACUGAUGUGUUGAAACGGAAGCGCACCCCAAAGAGAGCUGUUACUUCAAAUCGCAAGACCAGGCAAGACUCUGAUAACAAUCUGUCAUCAUCAGUGAUGCAAGACCUCUUCUCCAAAGCUACAUCAUUGGGCAGUUCUGGACGAUCAACACCAACAGGAGGUAGUGGAGCCAGCUCGGCAAGGUCUCGGUUUGCUGGUGCCACGUCAAAAACAACUAGCUUCUUGGCCAGCCUGAACCCUGCGCGCUGGGGACGAAACCUGAAUAGCAGUGGUUCAGGUCUGACUGACAGACCUUUCCACAAGGAGUCUUCCAUGUCUAAGUCUUCAAGCAAUCCAAACCUGACAGCUGGCAACAAAGAAAAGGCUCGAAAUUGGGUUCGUGAACAAGCUUCUCAUUUUGUAGAUACCUACUCUGUGACAGAGAACAAUGGCCCACCUCAUCCUGCCAUGAAUGUGCUGUCCAGACUCACUCAGGCUAUACACAAGCUUCAGGCACAGCCGAAUGAAAGUCUGGUUGCCCUGGAAGAGCUGCGAAGUAUAGUAAUGGAGUCGGAUAUUUCACCAUUUGAAGUUAACCACAGUGGGCUAAUUCGGGCCAUUCUUCAGUAUGUCACACAACCUGAUAGUGCAGUCAUGGGCCCUCGGGAUCAGCGACUUCGUACAUUUCUUCAUGUGUUUACUGGAUGCCCUUUGGACCUAGAUUUCUGUGGUCGGCCUCCAGGUUGGAAUCCUGCAUCCAUGUCCGCUCUUGUUGCCAAGCUGAGUGGUUGUGUUUCGCAGUUAGAACAAUUCCCUGUGAAAGUUCAUGACCUGCCAGCAGGAACUGGCACAGGGAGAGGCAGUGGAACCAGUGCCCUUAAAUUUUUCAACACUCAUCAACUCAAGUGCAACUUACAGCGCCAUCCGGACUGCACAAAUCUGAAGCAGUGGAAAGGAGGGACAGUGAAAAUUGACCCUCUGGCUCUAGUGCAGGCUAUUGAGCGCUACCUGGUUGUGAGAGGGUACGGCCGGCUCAAGGAUAAAGACUCUGGGGAUUCUGAUGAUGACAACAGUGAAGAGGACAUUGACGAUACUCUGGCUGCUGUUGUGAUAAGCCAGGGCACAGCUCGCCACAGGCUGCAGUUCCUCAUAGGGGAUCAGUCCUUGCCAUACAACAUGACUGUGUACCAAGCUGUUCGUCAGUUCAGCCCAUCUGGGAAUGACCAAUCAGAGACAGAUACUGACAGUGAAGCUCCAUUGGGCAACUCGGGUGUCUGGGUCCAGACUCACACCAUCUACUAUAAACCAGUUCCUGAAGAUGAGAGCAGUGUAAGUAGCAAACCAGGAUCCAGUUGUACGCCUGGUCGCAAAGGCAAGGGCACCAGUACAAAGCUCAACUCACGUAGCCGUAAAGGAGAUGAUCUCUGGAACGAAGGCAUUGUUCCAGCACUACAAUCGCCACUGCAACCAUUCCUUAGCCCGCAACUUCCGGAUACAGUGUCAAUACAGGAUGCGUCUCUGGAAGUUCUGUGCCUGUUGCGAGUGCUCCAUGCCCUCAACAGAUACUGGGGCACGCUCUACCCUGCUGUGGAGUACAUGCCUAUCCUGAUUCAGCAGGACUUUGUGAACAGCAAGGUAGCUGCGAAGGCAAGUCGGCAGCUUCAAGACCCUCUCGUUAUCAUGACGGGUAACUUGCCCUCGUGGCUUCAGCAGAUAGCUGCUGUGUGCCCCUUUCUCUUCCCAUUUGAAACACGUCAGCUGCUGUUCUAUGCAACCUCCUUUGACCGUGAUCGUGCUCUGCAGCGGUUAUUGGAGUCGACUCCAGAACUGAGCAGUUCGGACUCAACGGAGCGGGUAACACCGAGGCUGGACAGACGGAAGCGCGUCAUUUCUCGAGACGAUAUUCUUAAACAAGCUGAACAAUUGAUGCAAGAAUCAGCUACAUCAAGAGCCUUGUUAGAAGUCCAGUACCAUGAUGAAGUUGGAACUGGCUUGGGUCCAACCCUGGAGUUCUAUGCCCUAGUAUCACGGGAGAUGCAGCGCUCAGACCUGGAGCUGUGGCAUGGUGAACGCUCUACUCCACAGAAUAAUGGUGCAUCAGGGGUAGCCACAAGCUACAUUCAUUCUGCAGUUGGCCUUUUCCCUUCCCCUCUUGGUCGUACAGCCAAGUCCAAUCAUGUUGCCAAAGUUAAAAGUAAAUUCCGCUUUCUGGGCAAGUUCAUGGCUAAAGCUGUAAUGGAUUCUCGAAUGCUCGACUUGCCAUUCAGUGUAGUAUUCUAUCGGUGGCUGCUAGGCCAGGAGUCCACUCUAUCUCUUCCAGACUUGGCACAUGUAUGCCCAGAAGUGCACCGUACACUGUGUCGCCUUCAGGAUGUUCAGCGCCUUAAAGAUCAGAUUGACAGGGAUUCUGACCUGACUGCUAGUCAGCGUAGGAAGUGGGCUGAGAAAUUAGACCUGGAUGGUUGCCCUAUACAGGAUCUCGGCCUUGAUUUUACGUUGCCUGGCCAUGCAGGCAUUGAGCUCCGCAAGGGAGGCAGAGACAUCUCUCUCUCUGUGCAUAACAUAGAUCAGUACGCAAAGCUGGUGUGCCAUUGGUUUCUGAUGGAGGGUGUGUCACGCCAAAUGGAAGCAUUUCGGGAAGGUUUCGAGACAGUAUUCCCACUGUCACAGCUGCAGAUGUUCUACCCAGAGGAACUGGAGGCUGUUUUUUGUGGUGGUGGAUUGGCAGCAGGGGGCAGUGCAAGUGGAUGGGAUGUUAAAACAUUAAUGGAAUGUUGCCGUCCCGAUCAUGGCUACACAGCAGAUUCACGUGCCAUACGCUUUCUCUUUGAAAUCCUUAGUCUCUAUGACCGUGAGGAGCAGAGGCAGUUUGUCCAGUUCGUCACUGGUUCGCCUAGGCUGCCUGUUGGAGGCUUCAAAAGUCUGUCGCCUCCUCUGACUGUUGUCCGGAAGACACUGGAACCCAACAUGAACCCUGAUGACUUUCUACCCUCUGUGAUGACAUGUGUGAACUACCUCAAGCUGCCAGAUUACUCAUCAUUGGAGGUGAUGCGAGCGAAGCUUGGCCUUGCUGCCAGAGAAGGUCAACAUUCCUUCCAUCUCUCCUAGUUGCUUUACUUUGCCAUACUCCCAUCUUAGCUCAAAUGCAUCAUAUGUUAACUGCUAUGAGAUUACUGCAGAGCACUUUGUGUGCAAGUAUUUCGUUUGAAGUAAUUGUUACAUUGCCCACUCAACGUCAUUUUUCCCUGCACAUGGAAGCUUCCGUCUUACUACUACAAACCGUUAUCCUUUGUGCAGUUUAUGAGUGGAAACCUGAUUUAUUUGCUUAAUAGGAAAGUAUAUUGAAAAUAUCCCACCUAUAUUCCAACCAAGGGCAUUGAUAUUUGUAACCCCAACUUCGUCAAAUUAAUAGCAUACAUAUACCGCUACUGACUUUGGCAAGGAAGCUGUCCUAUAAGAAUAAAAGCUCACACAAGCUGAACACAAAUGGAGAGGGAGGAUAAGAAUCUUGAGACACUAAUAGAAGCUGUUAGUGCUGCUCUUAGCACUGUAGAAACAGAUUUUGGAGAGUUGGGAUCCUUUCUAGUGAUAUUCGAAAGUUCAGAAGUUUUAAGUCGAACAGGAGGAAUGUGAACCAGGUGUGAAUAAAGGACAAACAGCAAUGAUGUUAACAUGAUCCAAGACACUCAGUUUUGUAAUAGAGCACGAGUGUUAUGUAUGAAAGUGAACACACUUAGAAGUGUGCCGUCUGAUUGCAAACAAGACCUGAUAUCAUGCUGUAUGUGAAUUAGAUAUGGUGUGCAUUGCGUGUGUAUGUUGUAUAUUCGCAUGUUUGUGAACGUACAUUCUGGAGGCUGUAAGAUAAUCUUUGAAGAACAGAACUGCAUUUCUUUAAUAUGUGUCCUCCACAGUGUGAAUUAAUUUUAAUAUACUUAUUCCUUAAAGUAAAACUUCAUACACUCUGAAGAAGAUUGUGAACCCUGUGAAGUGAGGUUUGGUGACCUUGGAGGAAGAUAUAUAUUAUAUAUCUAUGUUAAUUAAUUUUUUAAACUAGUCUUUCGAAGCAAGUUGGGUUUAUACUUCUAAUUUGCAUUCAUGUCAUUUUUUAUAUAUAAAUAUGUAUAAAACUGCCGAGCUAUGCACGAUCAUUUGCAGCACUGCUGAGUCCAAAAUUGUGAGAGAAAUAAUAUUUCUAGGGUGCAUCCAUUGUCAAGCAGCAUGGAAUUUGUAGUGUACUGUUUAAAACAUGAGGAAAAUGAUUGUUGUGAAUGUUGAGUGGGACUAAAGACUUCUUGUCUUUCAGCUUGUUUGUUGCCUACAAAACAUUUGUUAUAAUAAAUAAGCCAGGCAAUACAAGGAAAGUGGUAGAGAUGUGAUUUAAAGUAAAGGGAUAAAAACAUUCUGAAAUGGAAACUUCCCACAAGGUACAUAUAAAUCAGGUGUAGUAUCACGGUUGGCAGCUCUGUAUUUUCUUACUUCAGUAUACCACAGUAGGACACAUGGCAAGACAAUGGUAAAAAGAUUCUAAAUAUUGGUUUGUAUUUAAUGUUAAUGGUGCAGUAAAUUUUCUGUUCAUGCUGGAGUUAAGUUGUGUUCUCAUAAAUUUCAGUUACUGUGUUCAAAAUCUUGUUUUGUUCCCAUAUCUUGCUUUGUCUUCAAUUAUAUGGACACAUUAUCUUAGUCCCAUACAUAUACGUGUAUAUAUUGUAAUACAUCCAUACAUGUCGAGCAUUGUGAUAAAUGCAAGCUUAAUAUGGUUUGCACAGCUUUAGUUUGUGAAACGUUGAAUUGUUCACUAUGCAUAAGAAAAGAUUCUGUUUUUCUCUCAGAAGACUGUGUACACGGAUGGUGAGUGAGCUGUAUGUCAGAGUGAAAAGUGUUUAAAGUUUUAUUAUUUGGCAAACUAAUUUUUGUUGUAUAAAACUGUUUUCCAAUUCA
This is a messenger RNA of Cryptotermes secundus, 9611 nucleotides long. It is a transcript of the gene ctrip, whose product is annotated as E3 ubiquitin-protein ligase TRIP12. The coding region runs from base 384 to 7781 and encodes 2465 amino acids. NCBI's taxonomy places the organism in Eukaryota, Metazoa, Arthropoda, Insecta, Blattodea, Kalotermitidae. Gene Ontology annotation, biological process: regulation of double-strand break repair; DNA damage response; protein polyubiquitination. Gene Ontology annotation, cellular component: nuclear speck. The record is from RefSeq and is a predicted model, not a curated record. The transcript has 34 exons. Gene Ontology annotation, molecular function: ubiquitin protein ligase activity; zinc ion binding.